GUCUGGAAAGGUUCGCUUUCGGUACGCACAACAACGAACAACAAGGUUCUUCUGGACGCGACAUGAUGAAUGCAGCUCAAGAAAUAUCCAUAGCAAGCGCAACAGGACCUCCUGCUUCACAUCAACAGCAUCAGCUUCAACACAGUGCUGGACAACAAUCUUCUACUCAACCUCCAAGUCAUUUGAAUACUACUGCUCUGCUACAGCUUUCAACAUCUAUUUCAGGAGCGCAUCAACAUCCAGUCACUCAAGGAGGUAGUCUCACACACACUCAAGGUCAGGGAGGACAUCACCAGCUGGACCAACAAACAUCUUCUCAGGACAAUGCUGCGAAUGUCACUGCUGGUGGAGCAGGGUCUGAAAGUUUUAUGUCGCUCGAAGAAGACUUGAAUUUUGAUUUUCGUCGUUCCGUCAGCAAGAUGGAAAAAACAAUCACAAACUGCACAGCCAUGACGUGCAACACGAACAAUUUCAACAACAUCAACCCGUACAACGACCAGAACAAUAGCUCUAUGAACAUUAAUCAAAACUGUGGAGGUUCUUCAGUGGGAGCAGGAGUUCCUGGAAGUAUGCCAACUGCUAUGACGCCUCCAGGCGAUAGCUAUUUCGCUAACCGAAGUUCCCCUUGCAGAAACGACAUGCUCAACAAUGAACUCCUAAAUAUAAAUGGAGGUGGUUGUAGUGUCUCUUCGAAUGGCUACAACUUGGCGCACCAUAUGAUGUUGAACAACAGCGAUGUAGGACCACAGCGACAAAGUCAGGGACAGACUGGACCAGGUGCAGGAGCAGCUUCUACAGCAUCCAUCUCCUAUCAGCAACACGAACAACUCGGGAAGACAACCUCUACCAGCAUGGCUGAACUGAUGCGUCUUUGUCCUGGCAAAUUCGCGCCCAGUGGGACAUCAUCUCAGUCUCUAGCACAGCACCUAUUCGAACAGAGCACAGGUGGCGGCAACAUGUCUCAGGUUUGCUCUCCUCAGCAGCUGCUCAAUGCUGGCGCAGCCCAUCAGGAUCCCACUGGACAAGGUUCUUAUCCAUGGACAACUACUAGUACUGCAGCACUACAAAAGAAUAAUUACAUCACCCAUGAACAACAUCUACAUCCCUCGCAACAUGAUAUCAUGUUGAACUACAACGAAGGUUCAUCUUCUGGCUCCUGUAUUAACCCGCAAGCUGGUUUGAGCGCUGCGUCCUCAUCGUCUACAACUUCAGGGUAUAAUUACACAACCACCACGACAGCAGAAAACAGUAGAUAUCAUCUCCCCAGCCAUCAGGACUCUUCGUCAUCUUACAACAUUGGUCAAUUACAGCAACACCAACAUCGACGGGACCAACAUGUGAACUCAAUCUCAAAUGCAGCAGGGUACGAGCAGCCCUUUCCGUCUCCGAGUUCCUCACUGGCCGCUUCUGCUGCCAGCGGCCAAAUGUCGUCACCCAUGACGUAUCUGCCUUUGACACUACAAGAAUACAACGAGCCCUCUUCUUACGGAAGUUAUUGUCCUCCUCAAUCUGGUAUGUCCGGAGGCGUUCACAGCAUCCAGCAACCAACUUCACGUUCUCUUCAACACGUCGGAGGUCACCCUUCACCGCACCAUCCGAUGCAUCAUCAGCCGCAUUCCAGAGCCAUGUCGAUGACCUAUAAUACGCUCAAGGCUUCGGCCUCGCCAACUGGGUAUGCUUCGGCUUCGCCCACGGCUGCAGGUAUGAGACCCUACAACAAAGGUGGACGCACGACAUCAGUUGAGCUAGCGGGGAGAGGGUCUCCCAUGCCGUCGCCAAUGGCGUCACCGCAAGCUGCUGAACGUGGUGCUUUGCAUUUACUGCGCUUUCAAGGCGACGAGGGUUAUCAAACCCAUCUCCAAACCCAUCCUCGGGUGCGCAGUAACACCAGUUUUCAACUAUGGUCGAAUUUCGACACUGCGCUGGCACAUCACCCAAGUGGGUCAGUGUCGUGUCGACACGCAGCGUCUUUGUUUACCGGUCGCAGAGAAGCUGUGCCUCCAUUUUUUUAAGACAAGACCUCAGAGUUCAUCCAAUAUCUUUGCACUCGCAGGUACUCCUAGAAGUACUCUUGUCGACUACUCUGGUCAACUUUUCUAUGGUCCUCCUUCUAGAAUUCCUUGGCGUUCCUUCUAGAAUUCCUGAGAGAAGACGACGCUCGAUGAGCUAGAAAACAAUUACAAUUCACCCAACAUCGAAGAUAGCGCCUCUCCUCUAAUCCUCUUUCCACCAAUUUGACGAAGAACCACCAGAAGAUGAUCGUAAGAUCGAUUACGACUACGAACAAGAUCUGUCCUGCCAGACAAGGGGAACUAUAGCAGAACAGCCGCAACUACCAGGUGUGACACGAAGUACCUCAGGUCAGGGUCCUCAGCAUCCACGUACUACUUGUUCUCCGAUGGCAGCACAGCAGAAGUCAUACUCAUAUCACAGCAGACAAUCGGGUGCGGCGGGACUCAUAUCGCAGCACCAACAGCAACAACAACACCAUCAGUCCUCCAGUAAGCCAAAUUCUUCCAGUAAGCCAAAUUCUUCCAGUAAGCCAAAUUCUUCCAGUGAAAAUAACUUGACCACGCCUGAAGCUCUGGCGUUUCUCGCUGACAGCCAGAACGAUGACGGCGAGAUCAAUGCUCCAUCGCCUAAGGACCCGAUGGUUGCGGUUCCUUCGAAGGGAGGCUCGCGAGGAGGGCCGACUGCUGCUGCGAGGUAAAAAUGUACUUCAUUAUCAGAUUAUGAAUAUUGUCGGCUAUGCUUUGUCCUUAAUCGGUCAACAAUCUAGUAGUCCCUUCACAUAUAUUAUCGGUUGUUGUGGGAGUCGACCUUAUUGUCGGCAUCGGCUGCCAUUUUGUCUCUACCACGCUUGUGGUCAAGAAUUAUACUAUAGCCAUAUUAUCAGGGGCACUCACAUGACCACGUGGUUCGGCAUUUUUUACAUGUCGCUAUAAAAACAGGGCAAGCAAGAGCAAGUCUCGAUUUGAUGCGGAUCCUGUGGUAAAAGAUUUUAUGGAGACGCCGACACAUCGACAGGCUUCGCCAUUAAACGGGUUCGAUCUUGCUUGGACUUGAGAUGUUCCACUUCGGUGAAGAAAAUCAGAAGUAGAACUAGCUUUUCUAUCAACGCCGUUGGAGUCUACAGGCAUCAAAAAGCGAAGACAGAAAAACCAUUGCCCUUGGUACAUGAAGAUGGAUCAAUUACUACAGCAUUUAGAAGAUGACGAAAAGCAUGAGCAUGACCGGUACCUUCAUCGUAUAAGAUGUAGUAUAGAAUGAAUGGACUGACUAAAGAGUGCCACGGGAAAAUAACGUGAAAAUAUUUAGAUGGCAUCGUAAGAGGAUCGCGCGUCGCGCGACCGCUAUCUAACUUUGCAGCACCUGAACAAGAUGUAGUGAAAAAAUGAUAUGGGGUAAAAUCCAUCUACAGAUUUGGAUACCAUCUUGAUCUUCGCUGGAUGACUUCCGCCUAUUCCCCAGUUGUAACGAAAAUGAAGAGAACAAGUAGAAAGCAAAAUUGGUGAAAAAUGUGUAAACAUGGGUUGUCGUUAGCCUCUGGUUCUACUAGAAAAAUAUUGACUAGAAAGAAUCUACUAACAGAGUAUUCAGGGUUUUGGGUUAUCGUUGUCGCCAAUUGCCCUGUGCGCUCCUCCAGCACUUGUCAGACACAUCACCUCACGAAAGUUUCGGACAUUGACGAGGUUCAUAACGUUAACGUCGAGGGUGAAGACUGAGAAUUGUAAACUAUCGCGUCCUCCAAUACGAGCGACCACGAGUUGUUAUCGGGAUGUGGUUGGAGACACGGAUGCGUAGAAGAGAAGGUAAACAAGGACAGAAUUUGAAUGAAACAAAAUACUAGUUCUAGUGGUCCAAAGUAGUAUGUAGUAGCAAGAAUAGCUCGACGGGGGCUUCGCGGUCGAGGGAAGCCAAAAGAAGUCAUCAAGUGCAACAGCACGAGCAUAUGUGUAUGUCAGAUCUUCAUGGGAAGCUCCUGGUCAACAGCACGUCAAAAUGAAAAUCAGCAUGUAGUUGUAAAUCUAAGGAACCCGCCCUACCUCCCGCCCCACCUCGCUACUAAAAUAUAUACUGUAAUUCUAGGAAUCUCGUUCUGGAAGAAGCCGCACGAUCAUGAUUCUGCGUAGAAAAAUGAAUCAAAAACUCAAAUGAACUGUCUUCACGCUAGUGGUCAUUGGAACACCUCAAUACUAGUAGUUUAAAUAGUAGUUGACGAUACUUGACGGACUGUGUAUUUAAUGGAAAACUUGAUAGGGUGGUGGUACACGGACAAGCCUGAACAACACUGAACUGAUACCGGAUGAGAGUGCACCUCCACCUUGUCAUUAUCGUUAUGAGAUUACAUUUUUAUAGAUAAUUUAUGCACUACUUGAUCCCGGUAGAGGUUAACGAUGGCGUUGACUUCUCGUCGUACAUCUUCCUGUCUUGUUUUCUACUGUUUUUAGGGGUGGCUAUGAUGAAGAUCAUAUUCAAACUCAUACAUAGUAUCUUACACUUGUAUAAAAGAACCAACAACGUGAACAUUUCCGAGGGAAGGUUGUUCAUCUUGUUGUGACGGACACAGGCGACGGCAACUGAAUGACAUUUGCGGGUUGAUCUCAAAUAUCAUGGGUGGAGAACAUGCUAUUUCGUCACUCAAGGACUAAGAUAAUCAUUGUCAAAGGAUAGAAUAGAAUUUGUUGCAGGCUAAUAUGAAUCUUGAUGUUUCAGUUUCAGCGACAAGAUUUAAACAAAGACGAGCAAACCCACGAACGUCUUGGUGUUAUCUUCCCCGACACUGAUUAUACUGCAAGCGCCGCACAGUCAAACGUAAUCACCUUAAUACAUGAUUGAACGCCCUCGCUUCAUCGAAUUUG
Messenger RNA from Amoebophrya sp. A25, 4862 nucleotides. The record is from the annotation of a GenBank genome assembly. NCBI's taxonomy places the organism in Eukaryota, Dinophyceae, Syndiniales, Amoebophryaceae.